GGGAGGGGCGGGGAGCUCGGAUCAUGGCCUUGGGGCUCCCGGGGCUGCCGCCGCCGCCGCCGAUCCGCAGCUCGCCUCCGGGGCCCGGCGCCGACGAUGGGGCUGAAGGCGCGGCGCGGCGCGGCGGGCGGUAGCGCGGCCGGCGGGGCGGCGGCGGCGGCGGCGGCGGCGGCGGCGGCGGGUCCGGGUCGGCGAGCGGCGGCCGGCGGCGGCGUUGGCGACCCCGAGCAGGGCUCGCUAGCCCUGGGCGGCGGCGGCGGCGCCGACCGCGACGGGACGCUGCUGCUGGAGGGCGGCGGGAAGGAGGAGGGAGGCAAGCGGAGCCCGCCGGGGCUGGGGCUGCUGGCGAAGACCCCCCUGAGCCGCCCGGUGAAGCGGAACCACGCCAAGUACCGCCGCAUCCAAACUUUGAUCUACGACGCCCUGGAGCGACCCCGCGGCUGGGCGCUGCUCUAUCACGCCUUCGUGUUUCUGAUUGUCUUGGGGUGUUUGAUCUUAGCUGUCCUGACAACUUUCAAGGAGUAUGAAACUGUUUCAGGAGACUGGCUCCUCUUGCUGGAAACUUUUGCCAUUUUCAUCUUUGGAGCAGAGUUUGCCUUAAGAAUCUGGGCUGCUGGGUGUUGCUGUCGCUACAAAGGAUGGAGAGGGAGACUCAAAUUUGCCAGGAAGCCUUUGUGCAUGCUGGAUAUCUUUGUGCUGAUUGCUUCAGUGCCAGUGGUUGCUGUUGGGAACCAAGGCAAUGUUCUGGCCACAUCUCUCAGAAGCCUCCGCUUCCUUCAGAUCCUACGGAUGCUCCGAAUGGACAGGCGGGGCGGCACGUGGAAACUUUUGGGAUCAGCCAUUUGUGCACACAGCAAAGAACUCAUCACUGCUUGGUAUAUCGGGUUCCUGACGCUCAUCCUGUCCUCGUUUCUUGUUUAUCUGGUUGAAAAAGAUGUUCCUGAAAAGGAUGCUAAUGGGGUGGAGAUGAAGGAAGAGUUUGAAACCUAUGCAGAUGCACUGUGGUGGGGGCUGAUCACCCUUGCUACGAUUGGGUAUGGCGACAAGACCCCCAAAACAUGGGAGGGACGGCUGAUUGCAGCUACAUUCUCUCUCAUUGGAGUGUCUUUCUUUGCUCUUCCUGCAGGCAUUUUGGGCUCAGGGCUGGCACUGAAGGUCCAGGAGCAACACCGUCAAAAACAUUUUGAGAAAAGAAGAAAGCCAGCAGCUGAACUCAUUCAGGCUGCCUGGAGAUACUAUGCUACUAACCCCAACAGGAUUGAUCUAGUUGCUACCUGGAGGUUUUAUGAAUCAAUUGUAUCAUUUCCAUUUUUCAGGAAAGAGCAAUUGGAUGGUACUGCCAGUAAUGUCAUGUUUAGUAGGGAGUCAUUCUUUGGAUCAAGCCUCACAAGAAAACUUAGCCAAAAGCUGGGUCUCUUGGAUCGGGUUCGUGGUACCAAUACUAAAGGAAAGCUAUUUACCCCUCUGAAUGUAGAUGCCAUUGAAGAAAGUCCUUCAAAAGAGCCUAAGAAUAUUGUCUUGAAUAAUAAGGAGCGUUUUCGCACUGCAUUCCGAAUGAAAGCGUACGCUUUUUGGCAAAGCUCAGAAGAUGCAGGAACAGGGGAACCCAUGGCAGAAGAGAGAGGCGACAGUAGCGACUUCCUUAUGGAAGAUAUGAUCCCCACAUUCAAGACAGCCAUCCGAGCUGUCAGAAUACUACAGUUUCGUCUCUAUAAAAAAAAAUUCAAGGAGACUUUGAGGCCUUAUGAUGUAAAGGAUGUGAUAGAGCAAUACUCAGCAGGGCAUCUUGAUAUGCUUUCCAGAAUAAAAUAUCUUCAGGCAAGAGUAGAUAUGAUUUUUACACCUGGACCUCCAUCUACUCCCAAGCAUAAGAAAUCCCAAAAGGGAGGAGCUUUUUCUUACCCUUCACAACAGUCUCCCAGAAAUGAUCCAUAUGUAGCCAAAGCAUCUACAGCAGAUACUGAAGACCAAAGUAUGAUGGGCAAAUUUGUUAAAGUUGAACGACAGGUUAAUGACAUGGGGAAGAAACUGGAUUUUCUUGUUGACAUGCAUAUGCAUCAUAUGGAACAGCUUCAAAUACAAGUCGCCGAGAUAAGUCCAUUGAAAGAAACUGCUUCUCCUGCAAAGGAGAAGAGAGAAGAAAACAAAUAUUCUGAAUUAAAAACAAUAAUAUAUAAAUACACUGAGCAGUGUGCUCAUGAAACUCCUUACAACCUCCAGCAGGUUCCAGUCAACAAAGUCAGUCCUUAUGGUUUCUCAGCACAUGGUCAUAUGACUCACUCACAACCUUUAUCAAUAGGUGGGCAAAACUCUGGCAAACUGCAAGCCACACCUUGCUCAGCUUCAUAUGCAGAAAGGCCAACAGUUCUGCCUAUAUUUACGUUAAUGGACUCCCAAGUUAGCUACCACUCUCAAGGAGACCUACAAAGCCCUUACUCAGAUAAGGUGUCUCCAAGGCAGAGAAGGAGCUUAACAAGAGACAGCGAUACUCCAUUGUCCCUUCUCUCCGUCAACCAUGAGGAACUUGAGCGCUCCCCAAGUGGCUUCAGUAUCUCCCAAGACAGAGACGACUUCCCGUUUGGCCCCAACGGGGGAUCGGCGUGGAUGAGAGAGAAACGCUACCUAGCAGAGGGGGAAACGGACACGGACACUGACCCUUUUACACCAAGUGGCUCCAUGCCUUUGUCUUCUACAGGAGAUGGGAUUUCAGAUUCAAUAUGGACCCCUUCAAAUAAGCCAGUUUAAAAGUGCGUGUGGGGGCAGUCACUGGUUGGCUUCUCCAUGUAAUGUAAGCAUACUUUGUAUAUCUCACUCUACACCCAAAGCUUACUAGUUCAAAACACCAAUGGCUGCAUAAGAUGCAUGUGAUAUUAGUGGUAGUCAUUCUGCACCAUUUCAUACAAUUUACUAAUGCAGUUUUUUUCAUGCUACCAAAACUAAGGAGCUUAGUUUUGAGCAUGGUUUGCAUGACUUUACCCUAUAUAAAUGGUACAGCUGAUUUCUUCUAUGAUACCUAUCUAUCUGAUACUCUUCAAUACAACAAUGGUGAAUUGAUAACAGGCAAGAUAUGGUGGUCCUUGCUACAUUUUGUAAACAGAGCAGCAAAGUAAAAAUAUUGUCAGGAGCAAUAUCCCUUUGUGGAAACGUAACAUCUGAAUCCAGUUUCCAAUAUAAGUAAAUCGAUCUCUAACCAACCUAGCCAAGAAUAUCUAAUAUUCAAAGCAGGGAAAAAGCUGAGUCAAAGUAAAUGACCUUACUGAAAUGAUUUUGUGAACUAGAUGUUUCUCAUGUGAUCCCUUAUACAACUGCACAUGAAAUAUAAUGUCAAAAUGAAAUUAACGGUAGAAUUUAAAAUUAUCAAAGCCACCUCCUGGGACUGAUCAUGGGUAUUUAUUUAUUGUAAAAUGUAAAUAUAAAUCCCUCAAACGACUUUUUGAAAGUCUUCACUAGUGUCUAUAAAAUUGCUCGAAGCAUGACUACGAUGCUAUUUUGUAGAAAACCUUUUGCUAAGCCUAUUUGCUACUUACAGGGCCAAAUUUUCUUUCUGUUCCAAAAAUAAGGUUGUUCAGUGUAGAGAACUCUAGGUUUAUACACUCCACUCUUUUAUUGACUUAUGUGCUGCUAAGUAAGCUGCAUAAUGUAACUGUGCCUCAGUUUCCCAGUCUGUUAAUUGGGAGUUAUACUUCCGUACAUAAAGACAGCUUGUAAGGCUCAAUUCACUAGUAUUUGCCAAGCGCUUUGAGCUCCUCGGAUGUGCAGAGUAUCGCUGUUCUGUUCCCUGGGAGUUCCACAAUGAGGGAUGCUGCCAGGAUCUGUUUCUCUCUGUUUACUGUUUCUCUUGGAAAUAGACUGCUCCAAAUCCAUGAAUGUGUGCCAUAUUCAAGAUCAAUGUACAAAUAAAUACCAUUUUUGUCACCCGUCCCUGAGCAACAGAGGGAUAAGUAUGCUCUCUAGGCCUCAGCCAAAUAUUUUUUCAUGGGAAUUGGAAAUUAUGUUGAGGGAGAGCAGGAAAACGAUCCAAGCCACUGGGAACAGGGAAGAAAUGAAUCAAAGAUCUCACCACUACAGUGGGAAUGUAGUAUCUAUACAGCUAGUGAAACUAGCUUGUCCAAAUAUACUAUGCAGGAUUGAGUUGGUGUCAAUCCAGGUGUCCAUGAAAUAGUGUCCAUUGAUGUCAAGUUCGAUGGCUAUACACUCUUUACAGCCGGUGGAAAACUAAUCAGUACAGUUGGUGAGCAGAGGGUACGAGAACCAAGACACACAUCAGCUUUAGGAUGAGAUUAAUCUGAUCUUUAAUUCAAUUAUCUACAAUGACCAAACUUCUACCAACUUCAAAUGGAACAGAGGGUGACUUGCUUAGAUGUCAGAUGAUCAGAGACACCCACAGUCAGUGGGAAGGCUUUCACCCCUACCCCCUGAUCCAAGGUGCAGACUCUUUGCCAUGGCUCUUGCCCACCUCCUGUUGAGAAUAACCCCUGUCACUCCACACAGUGACUUCACAACCAUGGCUAGAACACUGACCAACACAGACACAAGGGUUUAGCCCAUGUAAGAUGUUAGAAAGUGGGCUUCCUGUAGUCACUGCUUGUAUUAUACUGCAGCUGCACAACUGAGCAUCCUUGGCACAUCCAAUCAGAGCACGAGAAAGAGACACACUUUAUUGGGUUUCCUGGUACUUACUGGGUAUUGCACAGGUCUGGAUAGAGUGCACUUCAAUGGAAGAUACCUUGCUGGGUUUUGCCCUCUGUAGUAAACUUCAUGUUUGAUUCCUCAGUAUCUUUGCUAUCUUGUAACAGUCAUUCCAUCCAGGGAGGUUCUAUUCUCUUCCAGAUGUAGGCAUUGCCUUCAUCUUCAUUGUUUAUUCUCGAUUUAAAGAGACAUCUAAAGGAUUAAGAUCUUCUUACUUCAUCUGCUUCUUCAGCUAAAUCAUGAUACAGCCUUCUGAAACAGAUCUUCAGGGAGAACAAAUUGCUGUGGUUACUUGAGUAAAUAAUGCAAAGCAGUUACAACCUUUGAAGACUGGGCUGAGUCCAUGGAGCUGUUCUGAGCCCAGUAACUAUGAUGACAUGAGGCACAAUUUUGGUAAUUACUUAAUUGACAAAAUAGCCAUUGACCUGAAAGAUAAUCUGUGUUUGGUGCAGUUUCAUGUCUAAACUUGAAGAGAAUAAAACUAGCCGACAAAAGUGUAAUUCAUUAUAAUUUGGCAUAUUGAGAAGAAUUCUUUGGCCAUCAGUGAUUCUUGGAAAUACAUGUAUUGCACCUGAUGCCAGCUUUCUGAUAUACUAAUACGUAUCUGUGGCAACUUGUAAGAUUUAACCCUCAAAUAACAAAUGAAUGAAAAAACUGAAAACUGAUUUUAACAUUGCUAGACUUCUUCUGAAAUUGGUAUAAGUGUAUGCUAGACGAGCCUGCUUCACUUUUCUUAUAUGUCAAGUGCCUGGCAUUACUACUGAUUUCAUUUGAGCUUGGCCCUUCUUAAAAUGCCUUCUUGAUCUGAGCAAUCAAAAAUCAAGGCAGCCAAAAACUAAGUGCAAUCUGAGAAAUUUGUGAAUGUCUGACAGUAGCUACGCCAUGCAGUUCCCUGCCCUUAAAUUCUUCAGUUCAGUUUUCUAAUCUCUCCCAUGCCAGGUCAUAUAAAGGGAAUCUUUCCUCAGGAUUAAACCUGGCUGAAAAUCCUUAAAUCACCUCAUUAUAAAGGUAUGUUCGUUGCAAAAGAAAAUCCAAGCAAGGGCAGAGACUUGGAUGAGUCUUCCCCAGCACACAGAGUGCAGUCCCAGAGAAAGCGCGAUUUGGGCUGCCCUGCACUGUGUACACUUGGCAGCUGAACUGCCUUCAAGUUAGCAUUUUCUAUGGGCUGUAAGCACCAAUUUGCUAUAUACAGCUUAAAAGCACCAGGUCGGGUAUUUGUAGCCACAUCAUGAAAUGUUUAAUGACGUACUAACUAGCCAGAUAAGGUCUGUCUCUUCUUAAAAGGCACUGAUGGUAAGCUCAGCAAGACUCUCUGCAGUGGACAUCUCUGGAUCCUCUGGAAGACACCCAAGAAUAGGGUCAAGGAAGAUCUGAUUAGCUUAUUUUAAUAUUUAUUUUUUCUAACACAUUUCUUUGCACUGGAACCAGUCACUGCUCGAUUCAGAAGGGUGAUGAUGUGCUUAGCAGCUCUCUGCCUCCUACAUCAUCUAGAUUAAAAAUAGGGUGUGCAUCAGGUCUGCUGUCUGUGCUGACAACAAGUAGGUGUCAAGAUGUCAUCAGCAAGGUGAGAUCUGGACACCAGCCAUGAUCUGGGAUGUGCACACAAACUUCAUCAGACUCCAGUUCAGGUUGAGUCCAGGCAGUGCACCAACCUUGGAACUGCAGAGUAUAUGCCUGCCAUAGACACUGGACAAAACAAAAAAAAGUAUCUGUGAUUAUUGACCAUGGCAACAUUUAAAAGGUCAGGACCUCUUUUACGGAAUAGGUUCAGCACAUACAAGGAAUCAUUAUUCACAAUAUCUUUUGAGAGGGACAUCUGAGUCAGUAGUACUCUUCAUACUAGGAUGGAUUAGAUUUAUCCCUUCUUCCAUUUGUGUGUGACAUUUCAGUUUAACAGCUAUCAAUUUUGUUUGGGUCCGAUCUUGCUAGCAUCUAGACUGACACUGACACUUUGUUUACAUAUAGUUAACAUUAAAGAGAAUUAACCAUUGGAAUCUACUCUUUGCAGACUUUUAACUCCUAUGAGUGACCAAGGAUUCAUUUCAGGCCUUGAGAUGUUUUUCAUAAUCAGAAAGUGUGGUGCUUUCCUCUGCUCUCCUUGAAGUCAGUAAGAAAACUUCUCAAACUGAUGUGGUGGGAGCAGGACUGAGUCCUAAUCUGCCUUUAUUUAUGAAUUUCCUUGUGAAAGACAGCACUGCUCUGGAGACAUUUUUCUUGGCUACAUUUUUAUGUUGAUUUUUCAGUCACUAAUAAAUGACACACAUCUGGAAAUUUUUGAAAAGGUGAAUCUGUGUUUACAUUGUGCGCCUCUCUUUGCAGCAUUAUCAACCAAGCUUCCUUCACUUUAGAUUCAAACUGAGAAUAUUUCAUUAAGGCAGAAGUGAAUGUUUAGUGGAAGUACACCGGUAUAGAAAAUGUGGUUUAUGCUCCAUUAAAGGAGUUGGUCCCUUAAAAAAAAAAAAAAAAUCUAGUCAGGUAAUGGCUCUUGUCCCUGCCUUGGCUUUUCCCUGCACUGAAUUAAUCAGUCUGGCUCCUAUCAAAAUAAAAGGGAAUUCAGCACCUGGAGAGAUUGACUGAAAAGUCCCUAGACUGCCUUUGGCUAUAUUUGCUCUGUUUUUGUCUGUAACUUUGCUGCAUCGUUGCGGUUCAGAGUGGAAAUAGUUUCAAAUUUUUCUGUUUCAAAAUGCAGCCAAGCAGUGCUGCAAACUAACUCCCACCUGAACCUGUGCGUAGCGGGGCUGCUGACUUGUGGCCUUCAGGCGAGCACUGUGGUCCAACCAGUUUGCAAGAUCACAGCCUAAAGCAAUCAGAAAAUGCAGAUUAAGGAGCAAAUUCAGCCCUGCUGGGAGCCCAGUCGUUGCAGGGCUGUCACACCUGCUUAUAUCAGAACUGAAUUUGUCCCGCUUAGUGCAGAGCAUGUGAAAAAGAGAGCUGAAGCUUGUUUCCUUGUGCCCUGCAGCCCCCACCACUAAGAUUUAGGUGCCUAAGAGCUGCAAACCUAAAUUUUCUACAGCACCUCAUGAAUUUGGUGUAAACCCCUCCUUUUUCAGGAGCCCAGCUGAAUGUGGGUGUUCACUUUCGAAGACCAUUUUCAGAGGUGCAGAGGAAAAAGGGGCCAUUUUCAAGUGUUUUUAGCUGGGCACUGUGGGAAUGAGGAUCCUGGGUAUCACUAUUGCUUCUGAUUAUUUAGGCUGUAAGAUUUGAUCCUUCCCAAUUCAGCUUUUAAUAGCUUCUCUCUGAAGUUAAGUGAAGCAAAAUACUGGAAGUGGGAUCUUAUUUCCAUCCUCAAGAAUAUGCUGAGACUGAAGGUUACAUAGCCAACUGCAUUUUGUUUUCUAGUUAUGGCAUCUUAUUAUUACUAGUAUUUGUGCCUUGCUCACCGAAAUUUUCUCCAUGCUACAAAGAUGCUUUUCAGAUUCUGGCUGACAAGGGAACACAACUUUUAUACAAGUGGCCUUUAGUGCUCUUUAUAAUAUUAUUUAUUGUAAUUUUUAAACUGUAUGUGUAAUUUAUAUUCUGGCACUGUCCAAUAUUUGAACAACUUUAAUAUGUUUAUUUCAAUAUAUUAUGCAAACAAUACUUCUUAACUGAUUUUUUAUGUUCUGUCUUUAAAAACUGCACCACUUAUUAAUAAAUAGAAAUUUCAAUUAUGA
This is a messenger RNA of Harpia harpyja (harpy eagle), 8342 nucleotides long. RefSeq names its product potassium voltage-gated channel subfamily Q member 3 (gene KCNQ3). The transcript is spliced from 16 exons. Lineage: Eukaryota; Metazoa; Chordata; Aves; Accipitriformes; Accipitridae. Gene Ontology annotation, biological process: potassium ion transport; transmembrane transport. Gene Ontology annotation, molecular function: voltage-gated potassium channel activity. The coding region runs from base 97 to 2745 and encodes 882 amino acids. Gene Ontology annotation, cellular component: membrane. The record is from RefSeq and is a predicted model, not a curated record.